CAAUUCGGUCGCAAAGUCGCCAUAGAUGCAUCUAUGAGCAUCUACAGCUUCCUUAUCGCAGUCCGCUCUGAUGGACAGCAACUCAUGAAUGAAUCGGGCGAGACGACAUCACAUCUCAUGGGACUCUUUUACCGCACAAUGCGCAUGGUCGACAACGGAAUCAAACCCCUCUACGUCUUCGAUGGCGCUCCACCCAAACUCAAAUCCGGCGAACUCGCAAAGCGAUUCCAGCGCAAGACUGAGGCACAGGCUGCACACGAUGAGGCGAAGGAGACGGGCACAGCAGAAGAUGUGGAGAAGUUUUCGCGACGGACAGUCAGGGUGACGAGGGAGCACAACGAGGAGUGUCAGCGGUUGCUCAAACUCAUGGGCAUCCCUUACAUCAUUGCGCCAACUGAGGCCGAGGCACAGUGUGCUGUUCUAGCGAGGGGAGGAAAGGUGUAUGCGGCGGCAUCAGAGGACAUGGACACGCUGACAUUUGCUUCGCCCAUCCUGCUACGACAUUUGACCUUUAGCGAGCAGCGCAAGGAGCCCAUUCUGGAAAUCCAUCUAGACAAGGUGCUCGAGGGUCUGGCAAUGGACCAGAAACAGUUUAUUGACCUCUGCAUUCUCCUCGGCUGCGAUUAUCUCGACCCGAUCAAAGGCAUUGGGCCAAGCACUGCUCUCAAGCUCAUCCGUGAGCAUAAAGACCUCGAAGGUGUCGUCGAGCAUAUCAAAUCACAAUCUUCCAAGAAGCUCACCAUCCCCGAUGACUGGCCAUUCGCCGACGCCCGGCAGCUUUUCCUCGAACCUGAUGUGCGUCCUGCUGACGACCCAGAGUGUGACUUCAAGUGGGUGGCGCCAGACGUGGAAGGCCUUGUCAAGUUCCUGGUUGAGGAGAAGCAUUUCAACGAGGAUAGGGUACGGAACGGAGCAGCCAAGCUACAAAAAAACAUGAAGACGGCGCAGCAGAGUAGGCUAGAGGGUUUCUUCAAGCCGAUUGAAAAGACUGCUGAAGAGAAGGCAACUCUGAAGCGCAAAGCCGAAGAGAAGCUUGAGCAAAAGAAGAAGAAGCAGAAGGAGAAUGCAAAGGCCAAGAAGGAGGCCAAGGCCAAACCCAGGACCGCUGGCUGAUGAGCUCAAGGAUGUUGGAAUCUGAAACACUGCAAGCAGGGAAAAGCGGCGUUAUGGGAUUGUGAUACCGAUAGGCAAAUGGCGUCUUGGGCAUAUGGGAGUGCGUAGGAUUGCACAUAGGUCUAUUUGCCGACUAUACCGAUAUAAUAUUUGGCGCUGUCUGCCGCUUCUUGAAGAAACAACUUUUCGUAUCAAAAUCAAGUAUAUUC
This is a messenger RNA of Exserohilum turcica Et28A, 1322 nucleotides long. RefSeq lists its product as uncharacterized. Gene Ontology annotation, cellular component: cytoplasm; nucleus. Lineage: Eukaryota; Fungi; Ascomycota; Dothideomycetes; Pleosporales; Pleosporaceae. Gene Ontology annotation, molecular function: 5'-3' exonuclease activity; DNA binding; 5'-flap endonuclease activity. The annotation marks the transcript as partial. The record is from RefSeq and is a predicted model, not a curated record. The transcript is spliced from 4 exons.